This is a messenger RNA of Lasiosphaeria miniovina, 1947 nucleotides long. RefSeq lists its product as uncharacterized. NCBI's taxonomy places the organism in Eukaryota, Fungi, Ascomycota, Sordariomycetes, Sordariales, Lasiosphaeriaceae. The transcript is spliced from 2 exons. The coding region runs from base 1 to 1947 and encodes 648 amino acids. The record is from RefSeq and is a predicted model, not a curated record.
AUGGAGCAGCCAAGGACCCACCGGCCGUCACACCACCGCAAGCCGCGCAAGAUUGUGCUGUGCUUUGACGGCACCGGGAAUCGCUUCGAGAGCAACACGGAGCAGAACAGCAACAUCCUCAAGAUCUACAGCAUGCUGGACCGAACAGCGGCAGACCAGUCUGGAAUCGGCACCUACGUCGUUUCCACGAGCCUCACAAACACGGGCUCCAUCGCCAAGAUGAAGUCGUGGUACAUGAAAGCCAAAGACUCGGCGGUGGGGUCGUCGUUCGACCAACACGUCGUGGGCGGCUACCGGUUCCUGAUGCAGUUCUACCAGCCGGGCGACGAGAUCUACAUCUUCGGCUUCUCGCGCGGCGCGUACAUCGCACGCUUCCUGGCCGAGAUGCUCGACUACGUAGGGCUGCUGAGCGUCGGCAACGAGGAGCUGGUGCGCUUCAGCUGGAAGGCCUUCUCCAACUGGCAGAGCCGGCGCAGCGACAAGUCGGCCGACGGCGAGCGCAAGAAGAAGGACAUGUACCGCUUCAUGAAGGGCUUCCGCGAGACCUUUUCGCGGCCGGUGCGGCGCAUCCGCUUCUUGGGCCUGUUCGACACGGUCAACAGCGUGCCGCGCUUCGAGACGGCCUGGAUGGAGCGCUCAAAGUUCCCCUACACGGCGCGCACGUCGGCCAAGGUCAUCCGCCACGCCGUCAGCAUCGACGAGCGCCGCGCAAAGUUCCGCCAGGACCUCAUCUACCAGAGCGGCGCCAAGCGCGACAGCAACAACAAGGAGCGCAACCCCGCCCAGCAGAAGCUGCACGAGAUCCACGAAAAGUACCGCCGCCGGAGCUCCGCGGCGCCCAGCCAGCAGCAGCAAGACGCCGACCGCGGCCGGCGGCAGACAUUGGCGGUUCCCGACGACGACAUGGCGCCGUACCGCAGCCGGUCUCACUCGGCGCGGUCGCAGGCGACGCGGCGGACGGACGCGUCGGACGCGCAGUCCGAGUUCUCGGUCAAGCCGCACCCGCACGGCGGCGACGGCGACGGCGACGGCGGCGACGGCGACUCGCAGGCCGACAGCGAGGACGAGAACGACCAGGACAUUGACGAGGUGUGGUUCUCGGGCGGGCACGGCGACAUUGGCGGCGGGUGGGAGACGACGCCCGGCUGCAAGGCCGCCAGCCACGUGCCGCUGUCGUGGAUGGUGCGCGAGGCCAUCAAGGCCGGCCUGCAGUUCGACCUCGAAAAGGUCCGCGAGCUGGGCUGCAUGGACGCGCUGGACGGCCAAGACGACUGCGACGAUGCCAUCGGAGCGCCGCCCAGCGACACCGACGUCCACGACAAGGCCGCGGCCCCGCCGGUAAUCCCGGGCAUCGUGGUCCGGAGCCCCAGCACGAGCGCGCCCAAGCUGCUGCAGACGCAGACCGGCUCGUCGCCGCAGCAGAAACCGACAUUCACAGAGCCGUUCCAGCCCACCACACCACCCUCCGACGAAAAGGGGGCCAGCAGCGGCUCGGCGGGAAACGGAAAACAGAAAAAGCCGUCAUGGCACUCGCUGAUGCACGGCGCGCACACGGCACGCAUUCACGACUCGCUGCAGUUCGACUGCGGGCUGGGGUGGACGACGGUGCUGGGGUGGAAGAUCAUGGAGUACCUGCCGUUCCGGCGGCUGGACCUGGGGCACGACGGAUCGUGGAAGCCGAUCCGCUGGCCGCUGCCGUGCGGCGAGGUGCGCGACAUCCCCGCCAACGCGCGCGUGCACGGCAGCGUCAUCCGCCGCAUUCGGCAAGACGACGGCUACCGCCCCGGCAACCUGAUUGUUGGCGGCGGCGGCAGAGGCGUCCGCGUCGCCCCCAAGGAGACGGGAAUGGGCGACUGGGUGUGUGUGGCCGAGGAGGGCGAUCCUGUGGGCGAGGUGUGGGUGAAGCGGGCGGCUGUCGAGAAGGCGGCCGCGCAAAAGACGGGGUGA